AUGGCGUCGCUAGCUCUGACUUCUCCUCCCGGCGUUAAGAUUCCGUCGUACCUCGCCUCGUCGUCUUCGUCUCUCUUCUCCCGCUCCUCGAUUUCCUUCAGGACCACUGAGUCUCGCUCCCCAAUUUGCGUUUCCGGUUUCGCGAAAUGCAAUUAUUUACCAAAGGCACUGAAUAUUGGAAACGGGAACGCUCGUGCUCCGAUUAUCAACGAGUCGACACUUCCAAAGCUGUUUGAUUCUUCCCGGUUAGAGAAAUCGGUCAAUCGAACCAAUACGAAGCUGAAGCUGUUCUCUGGUACCGCGAAUCCAGCGCUUUCUCAGGAAAUCGCUUGGUAUAUGGGUUUGGAGCUAGGGAAGGUUAGCAUAAAGAGAUUCGCUGAUGGAGAGAUCUACGUUCAGCUGAAAGAGAGUGUUAGGGGCUGCGACGUGUUUCUGGUGCAGCCUACUUGCACUCCGACGAAUGAGAAUCUCAUGGAGCUGUUGAUCAUGGUCGAUGCUUGCCGAAGAGCAUCAGCUAAGAAAGUAACCGCCGUGAUUCCGUAUUUUGGAUACGCAAGAGCUGAUCGAAAGACACAAGGGCGUGAAUCCAUCGCUGCUAAACUGGUUGCGAACCUCAUAACCGAAGCUGGUGCAGAUCGGGUUCUUGCUUGUGAUCUUCAUUCAGGACAGUCCAUGGGAUAUUUUGACAUUCCCGUGGAUCAUGUCUAUUGUCAGCCUGUGAUACUUGAUUAUCUUGCUAGCAAGUCAAUUUCCUCAGAGGAUUUAGUGGUGGUUUCUCCUGAUGUCGGUGGAGUAGCGAGGGCACGCGCAUUUGCUAAGAAGUUAUCUGAUGCGCCACUCGCCAUCGUCGAUAAAAGGCGUCAUGGCCACAAUGUCGCUGAGGUCAUGAACCUAAUCGGUGAUGUUAAAGGGAAAGUGGCAGUAAUGGUGGAUGACAUGAUUGAUACCGCUGGAACCAUUGUGAAAGGAGCAGCUCUUCUGCAUGAGGAGGGUGCGCGCGAGGUUUAUGCUUGCUGCACACACGCGGUUUUCAGUCCGCCUGCGAUAGAGCGGUUAUCGAGCGGUUUGCUGCAAGAAGUGAUAGUGACGAAUACUUUACCGGUGGCGGAGAAGAAUUACUUCCCGCAGUUGACGAUUUUAUCGGUGGCUAAUCUUCUUGGUUCGAUUUAG
This is a messenger RNA of Thlaspi arvense, 1170 nucleotides long. The record is from the annotation of a GenBank genome assembly. Lineage: Eukaryota; Viridiplantae; Streptophyta; Magnoliopsida; Brassicales; Brassicaceae.